AUGCGUUGCCGAUCGCGUCGACCGUCUAUGUCAAGCUUCUUUGCUCAGCUUUCUCAAAUUGAGACAUCUCCCUCGCACAACAAUCCACAUGCUACGCCAACACCUGUCGAUAUGGCUGCUGCUGAGCGCCAUCUCCAAGAGCAGCUUAGUCAUUUCCUCCUAAUAGCCUCAUCGGACCAACAUGUAUCCUUUUUGCACAGUCUUAUCUCCUCCUUACAACACGAUAUUGACCAACCUCCAACAACCGUGCCAGGAGUAUCGCAGGAGUAUCUGGAUCAGUUAGAAAGGGUCUCGCGUAGAAAUUUAAAGAAAGGAGAUGAAUGCAAAAUCUGUGGCGAAGAAUUCUUAGAAGAUGAGUUCUGUCUGGUGGUACAAUUACCUUGUCAUCCAAAGCAUCGCUUUGAUCUUGACUGUGUAGGUCCUUGGUUGAGGUUACAAGGAACCUGUCCUGUAGAUCGGAAAGACUUGAUUGGAGAGAGGAAACAUAGGAUUAUUGAAUUGACAAAAGUUGUACCUGAAGAGGAGGAAUAUGAUGAUAUGUUUGCUUGA
Blumeria graminis f. sp. triticale is the source of this 549-nucleotide messenger RNA. The record is from the annotation of a GenBank genome assembly. Lineage: Eukaryota; Fungi; Ascomycota; Leotiomycetes; Helotiales; Erysiphaceae.